GAGAAGAAAUCUGUGAAUAGGCGAAGAAGAAAAGCAAAAAGCAAAAAGCGAUAAACUUUAGAAAACCUAAUGGGUCGCAAGGGUGCUGCUGCGAAGAAGGAUAAGAAUCUGAAGGCGGAGGAAUCUGAGAAGCGAGGAGGAACGACGGUAGAAAAUCAUCAUGGCGACAAGGAUAAGACGAAGACGAAGACGAAGAAGGAAACUAAAAAGCCAGAAAACCUAAUGGAUCGCGAUCGCGAGGGGGGUGCGGCGAAGGAGGAUAAGAAUGUGAAAGCGGCGGAGAAAAUUGAAAAGCUGAUAGUCUUCUCUCUGGCGGAAGUUGCGGCAAAGAUGGAUCUUUCAGAUCUUAAGGAGUUCCUCGACUAUGGUCGGAGGUUGCCGGACAUGGAUGUAUUGAGAUUUUACUUUUACUUUGAGAAAGCCUUUGCCCAAGUAUCGUUCCCAUGGGUGAAGUUGUUCAAGGAGACUCCUUUGUCCGAACGCAUCGAUUUUCCCUUGUCUCAAAUUCCUACGCCUCUCUACCAAUUAUCAGUCGAUUGGAUCAAACAAGCUCCAAUUGAGCUUCUCUCGCAUAUUGUGUUGUUUUUGUGUGAUCGUAUUCUAGAUCAUUUGGCUCAAGGUGGUGACAAUGUUCGAGCAUCUUAUCGCCCCAGAUCUCAGGCGGGACAUUUUGUUGUAUUGGCUAUGGUAUUGCGCUGUAGACCUGAUUCUUUGAUUGCGGUUUUGCCUUCUCUGAGGGAUAAAGACACGUAUCAAGGACCCGACAAGCUUCCCCUUAUUGUUUGGAUGAUGGCUCAGGCCUCCGUAGGUGAUUUAUCUGCUGGUUUGUAUUCAUGGAUGUGUAACUUGCUACCGCUAGUCAGUAAUGACAAGUGCUGCCCUCAGUCAUCGGAUCUCGUCCUUCAAUUAGCUGAGUUCAUUUUGUCUCGUCCGGACGCUCUCACUAUACUCGUAAAAGGAGGUGGUGUUAUGGAAGGACAGCGUCUGGUUCCACUUCCUUCACUUAAGAUCUUGCUGCGCCUCACAUUCCCUGCUCCAUCUGCACGAGUUGAGGAGAUUACAAAGAGGUUUGAGGCAAUUUAUCCCUCUUUGAAGGAAGUGGCUCUUUCACCAGAGAGGGCAGGAGGAGGAAGAUUUGCCAUGAAAAAUUUAUUCGCGUUUGCCUUGACCUUAACUGGAGAAAAAGGGAAUCCUUCUGUUUUAACCAAGGAAGCUACAUCAAUCGCUAUCAGAUCUCUGACCGAAAACAUCGACUGCUUUGAGCACUGGGACAGGCUUUAUAUGUAUUAUCCAGAAGCUAGUGUUGCGCUUCUUAAGAAGCUUCUGCUUCUUAAGAAGCUUGUAGACGCAUCACCAAGUGACACUCUCACUGUCAAUAAAAUUAUUGAGAGCUUCAGGCGUAAGAACAAAAGAGCCAUCGCUAAAGGAGGAGCCAAUUGUUCUCUUUACAAAGAAGCUGACAAGUACUGCACACUCAUCUCCAAGUACUGCACACUCAUCUCUUGGAGACUCUUUGGGAGACCCACGCUCGUAACAGCUGGAGUAGUUACUGCUGCAUCAGCAGCUGCAUCAUUUGCUGCAGUAGCAGCUGCUAUCUAUUCCCUGUAGCAUAAUUUAGUGUUUCGUUUUUAUUACUAUCUGGCGAAUGCUGGUCCGCCUUAUCGAAGUUGUGCCUUUGUUUAUCUGUUAUAUAUAUAUAUAUAUAUAUAUAUAACUCGUUGUUAUGGUUUUUCAAAACAAUUUGUAUCAAAAACUCUAAAACUAUCAGUUUGAAAUGUUA
Molecule: messenger RNA, 1780 nt
Organism: Raphanus sativus (radish)
Lineage: Eukaryota; Viridiplantae; Streptophyta; Magnoliopsida; Brassicales; Brassicaceae
Exons: 7
Coding region: 70-1608 (512 amino acids)
Cellular component (GO): endoplasmic reticulum; Golgi apparatus
Source: RefSeq, a predicted model, not a curated record